This is a messenger RNA of Seriola dumerili (greater amberjack), 745 nucleotides long. RefSeq names its product coiled-coil-helix-coiled-coil-helix domain containing 5 (gene chchd5). The record is from RefSeq and is a predicted model, not a curated record. NCBI's taxonomy places the organism in Eukaryota, Metazoa, Chordata, Actinopteri, Carangiformes, Carangidae. The coding region runs from base 106 to 429 and encodes 107 amino acids. The transcript is spliced from 4 exons.
UGCGCGGUGCAGUCGCCGCACAGACAUGGCACCGCAUGCCGAAAUACUGCUGCUGUAACCUUGAUUGAUCAGCCUCUUCGACUGAGACAAACCUUAAAGAGCAACAUGCAGGCUGCUAUGGAUAUCACGGCAAAGUAUUGCCAUAAAGAAAUGGAAGAAUAUGGGUCAUGUGUGGCCUCCAACCCAUCAACAUGGCAGCAAAAGUGUCAUGAACUGAAGAUGAAGGUUGCUCAGUGCACAUCAUCACACCCAGUGAUCCAGAAGAUCAGACAAGACUGUUCCAAGGAGUUUGUGGAGUUUGAGCGCUGCCUGAGAGAAAACCAGGACAAACCUACCUCCUGCUCACCACAUGUGGCCCGCUUUCUGGGCUGUGCAGAGACAGUGGACCUCAGUGGAGUGGCUACAAAUCCAGUACCUCAGCCAUCGUAGCAGUCAGACACCUUCCAUCACCUUCAGAUUGCACCUGUCCCCACAGCAACGCAGAUGUGCUAGUUUCUCGUGUCCCAGCCAUGGUACUGUAUGUACAGUGACUGCUAGGACAUCUUUUUUCCUUUGUGACAUAAUGUGUGUAUCCCGUCAAUCCCCUACAAUAAGAUGUAGGGGAUUGCUACAGCACUGUGAGUUAGAUGGGUGGUGAGUCCUUUUACUUUUCUUGUAAAUGUUAUAUACUUACCUAUAAGUGAGGAUGCUUGGUUUGUAUGGGUUUUUGCUGAACCAUUUCAUUAAAAUUGAUAUCAGACUUGUA